Molecule: messenger RNA, 1893 nt
Organism: Pipistrellus nathusii (Nathusius's pipistrelle)
Lineage: Eukaryota; Metazoa; Chordata; Mammalia; Chiroptera; Vespertilionidae
Source: the annotation of a GenBank genome assembly
AUGUCAAAGGAUAUGAAAACGAGCACUUUCAGAGUACUUUGGAAAGCGAAGAUAUGGAAUAUGAAAAAAUUUAAGUGUGAAGAGGACCUCCUAAUAUUUUGGAGAAGAAAGUAUCUUAGAAGGAAGGAGGAAAGACCAUUAAGUUUUUCUGAGACCCAGCAAGAGCAGCAGCUCUGUGAUCAAAUCAUCACAUUUCCCUGUUCCAUGUGCAAGAAGGAAAUUGACCUACCUGGAUUUUUCCUCCACAAAAAGCAACAUGUCGCUCUGGCCACACUGGGUCUUGAAUGGAAGAGUGGAACUACACCAGCACGCUCAGCGAUUGCUGGUAAGAGAAAGUUUACCAUUACUAAACUACUGUCAUCUUCUACAUUUACUGAAAAAGGCCUAGAGAGCAUGAAUAAUGCUUUAGAAGUACUUUGGAAGAAACAAAUGCCAGAGUACUAUAAGAUCAUGGAAAACAUUCACAAUAGUACCAUCCAUUCGCAAAGAAUCUGUCAUCUAUUAAUUAAAGGAGCAGCCGUUUGCACUGACAAGAAUUCUACAUGGAAAGUGGACAUGAACGAUAAAUUCACUAUAGCGAAUAAUUUUGGCAGUAAACUGGAUGUGUGCUUCUUCGGUUUGUUUGAUGGGCAUCAUGGUCCAACAGCAGCAGACUUUGCAUUCAAGGAACUCCCAGUUUUACUUCUCCAUCAGCUGUCCAAAUUUGAUCCUUCCUACCAAAUGACCCUUAAAGAGCAAAAAUUAAUCAAUUCUUUCCAGACAGUGUUUAGGAAAGAGUACAUCGCUCUAGAAAACCUCUUCUCUGUAAACAAAGAAACAAAUGAACCGCCGUGUAAGCAUGAGAACAUACACAAAGCCUUUGCCAAAGCCUUUUGGAGAAUGGAUAGGCUUUUACGUCUUGGGAGGGAAGAAGUAUCCAGGGUUCGAUGGAGCGGCUGUUCUGCAGUUGCCUGUAUAUUGGAAGGCAAAUUCACGAGUUCCAAGGCCAAGAAGAAUCAGAGACUCCCUGACCAUGAUGAUUGGUCAGAGAGAUUCCCUGCCCAGAGGGUGCCGCUAGUAAUUUCUGGAGAACUACAUAUUGCACACACUGGUAAUGUACAAGCAGUCUUAUGCAGAAAUGGAAAAGGCUUUUGCCUAACCAAAGAACAUACUCUGAGAAACAAAAAGGAAAAAAAGAGAGUACUUGAGAAUGGAGCAAGAAUUAGUUCAAAUGAACCAUAUGGACUCCUAGAAGGGCAAACAAAAACCACAAGAGGACUCGGGUUUCAUGGAAAUCCCAAACUGAAAAAGUUCAUUAUUCCAGUACCUCAAACUAUGUCUGUCCCUAUAGAUGACUUAUGUCAAUUCCUUAUCUUAGCUACUAAUGGACUUUGGCAAGUUCUGGAUAAAAAGGAAGUCACUGCAUUGGCAAUAACAAUGUUUCAAAUGUAUAAAGAAAUACACUAUUUUAACAUAAAAAAAAGAUUAUCCAAAGAUCCUCUGUUUUUCCCAGUCUUUGAAAAAAAGGCUACUGAACCAGAAAGUAAUACUCACACAUUGUUUCAGCGUAAAUCUGAAGAAUGGGUGCCAAGUACAAAUUUAAAAGAAAAAUUGUCUGGUGUAAAAAAUUCUAAGAAUUUCACCUGUGAUCCUAAAAAUACACAAACAUUUCUAUCAGAAAUAACUAAUUGUGAUACUUGCAGUGAGAAAGCAACUGAUAAGCCAACCCAUGUAGAUGGUGUGCCAAGAGAUUCAAUUGGAAAACAAAAAAUAUACCCCAAGCAUUUCUAUGAAGCUGCAGCUGAGUAUAUCAGCCACGGACUUGUAAGUGCUGCUUUAGUGGCUGGCUCCAGAGACAACAUUACAGUUAUGGUAAUACUUCUCAAUGGAAGUGAAUAUCAGUUUCUGAAAUGA